Ostrea edulis (European flat oyster) is the source of this 2886-nucleotide messenger RNA. RefSeq names its product probable leucine--tRNA ligase, mitochondrial. The transcript has 23 exons. Bases 95 to 2806 code for a protein of 903 amino acids. Gene Ontology annotation, molecular function: leucine-tRNA ligase activity; aminoacyl-tRNA deacylase activity; ATP binding. Gene Ontology annotation, cellular component: mitochondrion. Gene Ontology annotation, biological process: mitochondrial translation; leucyl-tRNA aminoacylation. The record is from RefSeq and is a predicted model, not a curated record. Lineage: Eukaryota; Metazoa; Mollusca; Bivalvia; Ostreida; Ostreidae.
CGUGCUCUCGCUGUUUCCGACCCGUUUUCCUUAUAUUUACGGCAUGUAAAUUAAAAAGAAGUCUGUAAGUGGUGUCUGUUGCCUACGACAGAACAUGUCCAGUGUCCACAUGAACAAACAUUUCACCUGGUCAAUGCUGCGUCAAUGGAAGCGUAAUGAUUUUUUGAAAAGUUGUCGAUUAAUCUACAGCAAAACAGGGAAAUGGGAUGCCAAAGAAUUUUCACCAGAGGUGAGAUCUGAAGUUGAAAAACAUUGGAUACCACUGCUGCAGACAAGGAACAGUGAAAGAUGCCUCAACAAACCUCAGGCUUCUCAGGAAAAGUUCUAUGUGUUAUCCAUGUUUCCCUACCCCAGUGGCAAGCUUCACAUGGGACACGUCAGGGUGUACAGCAUCAGUGAUGUCAUAGCCCGCUUUCAUCGCUUAAAUGGCAAAGAUGUUGUCCAUCCAAUGGGCUGGGAUGCAUUUGGUCUGCCAGCUGAAAAUGCAGCCAUUGAGCAUGGGGAAUUGCCUGAGGUUUGGACAAGAAGAAAUAUUGCUGCCAUGAGAAAACAGCUGGAUGACAUGUGCUUUAGCUUUGAUUGGAACACAGAAUAUGCCACAUGCGAUCCUGAAUACUACAAGUGGACACAAUUUAUAUUCCUUAAAAUGUUUGAAAAGGGUCUGGUAGAACAGAGGGAGGAGAUUGUUAACUGGGACCCUGUAGAUGAGACAGUCUUGGCCAAUGAACAGAUUGAUGAAAAAGGUCGUUCCUGGAGGUCAGGGGCCAAAGUUCAAAAGAUAUACCUCAGACAGUGGUUCAUCAAAACUACAGCAUAUGCAAAGUCCCUGUUAGAUGGUUUGUCAGAAGUUGACGAUAAUUUAUGGAAGGAUGUCAAAAAGUUACAGAAACGGUGGAUAGGGACGUGUACUGGGACCAGGAUUGACUUCAGACUAAGGCACGAUGGCGUCGAGUGGGAGGACCCCCUUGCAGUAUUUACAACUACUCCAGAGGCUUUAUAUGGAGUGUCUCAUGUAGCUUUACCCACCAAACACAGACUGAAUGUGAAGAAAUACUAUAAGUUUCCACAUGACAAAGAUGAAACAAAAGAGAUUUUGCUGUCAGUGGAGGCUAUGCACCCUUUCACUGGAAAGUCAGUCCCUAUUAUUGUGUCACCAGGAGUUCCAAACUUACCAUACACACCUGACAAUGAGCACCUAGCCAUUCCUUGUAUAAGUGAAGAAGAUAAAUUCAUAGCUGAUAAAAUGGGAUUUACAUACACUAAUGUAAUGGAUGAUGAUGUAAUAGUUCACUCAGGACAGUUUUCAGGACUGGGUAGAGUUGAGACCCGUGCAAGUAUACUGCAGUUUGCAAAAGAGAAGAAAAUUGGAGGCUAUUUGAUGAGUUUGGACUCAAAAGACUGGUUGAUUUCCAGACAGCGUUACUGGGGCACACCAAUUCCCAUCAUCCACUGCUCCAAGUGUAAGGCAGUACCUGUUCCAUUGGGAGAUCUGCCAGUGAAGCUUCCUCCCAUUACAGAGUUCACUGGGAAAUCAUCACCACUGAAACAAGCUACUGAUUGGCUCAAAGUGCCUUGUCCAAAAUGUGGCUGUCCUGCUGAGAGAGAGACGGACACUUUGGAUACCUUUGUGGACUCUUCCUGGUAUUUUCUGCGAUAUUUGGAUGCCCACAAUACAGAGGCCCCUUACUCGCCUGACAAGGCUAAUAAAUACAUGCCGGUCGAUUUGUAUAUUGGCGGGAAAGAACAUGCAAUCCUCCACCUGUAUUUUGCAAGAUUUUUUAACCAUUUCUUAUGUGACUAUGGAGAACUAAAGCACAGAGAACCUUUCAUCAAUCUCUUAACACAAGGCAUGGUCAUGGGUCAGUCCUUCAACAUUAAAUCAAGUGGAAAAUACUUAAGGAAAGAACAAGUAGACUUCAUGGGUGAGAAACCUGUGGUAAAAGGCACUGGUGAGGAAGUUGUUGUACAGUGGGAGAAGAUGAGCAAGUCUAAGUACAAUGGGGUGGAUCCACAGGAUGUAAUUGAUCAGUAUGGUGUGGAUGCCACAAGGUUGGCUAUAUUGGGCACCGUGCCACCCAGGGCAAACAGAGAGUGGUCAAAUCAAGCUUUUGUCAACAUUACUCGCUGGCAGAGUCGAGUCUGGAACACAAUUACGAAGUACAUAGAGCUUUCUACUGACCCAGUUUCUUCAGAGAUGGAUCCAAGCAAAUUGACCAAAAUUGAUGAUACUCUAUUUCAGCAUAGAAAUCAUUUGAUUAACGAGGUGACCAUAUCUUUGGAGACUCUUUUUAACACCAGCAUAGUGACAACUCUGCUCUUUGACUUUGUGAAGAAAUUAAAGGCUGUGCCAGAUGAAGCUAAGCUUGUAAGCAGAGAGUACGAGAGAUGUUUGGCUGACAUGAUAAUCAUCAUUGCUCCAUUUGCCCCAAGCUUUGGAGAAGAACUUUGGGCAGGGCUCAGCAGUGUGGCCAGAACCACAGAAUAUUUUUGGAACAAAGGUGUGUUUGACCAAAAAUGGCCAUCAGUUGAUCCCAAUAUGCUGAUUAGAGUAAAAUUGACAGAGAAUAGAGGAAGACAUGUCGGCCAGAUCACAAUAAAACUGAAGGAGUAUGGACUUCUUAAUGAGAAAGAAAUUCUGAAAUUGUGCACACAGGACAAGAAAUUUGUUCGUACUGUUGGGAACUCCUAUGCUGGAUUUCAAUGGAGCAGGAAUGAGUUCUUACAAGCAGUGCUAGACUUUACUGUGACAAAACACACUUCACAGAAAGGCAAGAUAGGGGAGAGAAGUGAGGAAAAAACCAGCUGAUAAACUCUGAUUUCAAGAUGUUGUCUGAUUUUUCCAGUAUGUUGAUGCUGAAUAAGAGUAAUUAUAAGAAUUGAAAAGUU